Messenger RNA from Dipodomys spectabilis (banner-tailed kangaroo rat), 3829 nucleotides. It is a transcript of the gene Pnpla7, whose product is annotated as patatin like phospholipase domain containing 7. Gene Ontology annotation, biological process: lipid metabolic process. The record is from RefSeq and is a predicted model, not a curated record. Gene Ontology annotation, cellular component: endoplasmic reticulum. Gene Ontology annotation, molecular function: phosphatidylcholine lysophospholipase A1 activity. NCBI's taxonomy places the organism in Eukaryota, Metazoa, Chordata, Mammalia, Rodentia, Heteromyidae.
AUGGUAUCAUUGACAACACAGUUCACAGGUGAGGGCUCACAGGAUGGUAUCAUUGACAACACAGUUACGGGUGAGGGUUCACAGGAUGGUAUCAUUGACAACACAAUUCACAGUGAGGGUUCACAGGAUGGUAUCAUUGACAACACAGUUACGGGUGAGGGCUCACAGGAUGGUAUCAUUGACAACACAGUUCACGGGAUGGUAUCACUGACAACACAGUUCACAGGUGAGGGUUCACAGGAUGGUAUCAUUGACAACACAAUUCACAGUGAGGGUUCACAGGAUGGUAUCAUUGACAACACAGUUACGGGUGAGGGUUCACAGGAUGGUAUCAUUGACAACACAGUUCAUAGGAUGGUAUCAUUGACAACACAGUUCACAGGUGAGGGUUCACAGGAUGGUAUCAUUGACAACACAGUUACGGGUGAGGGUUCACAGGAUGGUAUCAUUGACAACACAGUUACGGGCUGGCUUCUGUCUGGGCACCACCCUGUGUUCCUGGAAGAGCACUCACAGUCCACAAUGCUUAUGGGGAUUGCAGUUGGAGCCCUCCUGGCACUGGCCUUUGUUGGCAUUGCUAUCUUUUCUGUGUACAGAGGUUGACAGAGACAAGCCCAGCCCACCUCUCAAUACAGGUUUCGGAAGAGGGACAAGGUGAUGUUCUAUGGCUGGAAGAUCACGAGGAAGGUAACACACACGCAGGAUGUGGGUUGUGGGACAGCACCCAGGCCCAGAGUUCAAGCCCCACGACUGGACCCAAAAAAAAAAAAAAAAAAGAAUGUGUCUCUGUUUCAUAGGAUCCUCCGUUUCAAGAAGGAGAACCCUACCUUGCAGCCCAAGAGCCCCACCUCCCUAUUGGAGGCUGAUCUCACAGAGUUUGAUGUGAAUAAUUCUCACUUGCCAUCAGAAGUAUUGUACAUGUUGAAAAAUGUCCAAGUCCUGGGCCACUUUGAGAAGCCACUCUUCCUGGAACUUUGCAAACACGUGGUCUUUUUGCAGCUGCAUGAGGAAGAGCAUGUCUUUCAGCCAGGAGAACCAGAUACCAGCAUUUAUAUUGUACAGGAUGGACGGCUGGAGGUCUGCAUCCAGGAUACUGACGGCACUGAGGUGGUAGUCAAGGAGGUCCUGGCAGGUGACAGCGUCCACAGCUCCUCAGCAUGCUGGACACAUCACUGUCACACUGAACCGUACAAAACAGUCUCUGCCCGUGCAGCUGCCCCAUCCAGCAUCCUCCGGCUUCCAGCAGUGGUUUUUCAAGGAGUCUUUAAGAAAUAUCCUGAGACCCUGGUUGGUAUCUUUCAGAUCAUCAUGCUGCAGCUGCAGAGGGUGACCUUCCUGGCUCUGUGCACCUACCUGGGCCUGACCAUGGAGCUCCCCAAUUCUGUGAAUACAGAGCCACCACCCAGCCCGUGGCUGCUCUCCUCAGAACAGGGAGGACAGCCACAGCCAUGGCACGCUUGGUUAUCGUGGGGGAAAUGUCCAGCAACCUCUAGGCCUCUGCUGAAGAGCAGCUCCUCCCCUCUGCCUUCAGUCCACGGGGAGAUCUCAGAUGAGCUGGGGCAGCCCCAGGCUGGUGACCUUGACCCUUCACUGUCACAAGGUAAAGCGCCCCAUCGCAGUCCGGUGGAUAUCGUUAUGAUGGGCUCUGACCCCUCUCUGUUUGAUAGCCAGGUGACGCUUCUCCAUGUCCCUGCAGGCACAGUAGUGUCAAAACAAGGAGACCAGGAUGUAAACAUCUUAUUUGUGGUCUCUGGACUGCUACACAUGUACCAACAGAAGAUUGACUGCCAGAAGGAUACCUGCCUGUUCCUUACACCUGGAGAAAUGGUAGGCCAGCUGGUGGUGCUUACUGGCAAACCCUUGAUCUUCACUAUCAGAGCCAACAGGGUCUGCUGCUUCUUGUCUAUCUCCAAAGCCCACUUUUAUGAGAUCACGUGGAAACAUCCAGAGGUUGUCCUGAGUGUGGCACACACUGUGGUGAAGAGAAUGUCACCCUUUGUGCAGCAGAUAGACUUCACUCUGGACUGGAUGGAGGUAGAGGCUGGGCGUGCCAUAUGGCCUCAAGUAGACAAAUCAGACUGCACAUACAUUGUCCUUAGUGGCCGACUGCGUUGUGAUGGGAAGAAGCACCUGGCUGGGGAGUGUUUCUGGGGAGACCCCAUGGGUGUGGUGGAGACGCUGAGCCACCAGGCCAGGGCCACCACCGUGCAUGCUGUUCAAGACUCAGAGCUGGCCAAGCUCCCCACAGGAGCCCUGACGUCCAUCAAACACAGGUACCCACAGGUGGUGACUCGCUUGAUUCAUCUCUUGGGUGAGACGAUCCUUGCAGAUCUGCAGGGAUCUGCUGCGGGUCACCAGCUUGGCCUUCACACCGUGGGCAGCAAAUGGGACUGAGGAAACCCAGCCAGCAACCUGUCCACGGUGGCAGCGAUGCCCGUGUCUGAGGAUGUGCCUCUCACUGCCUUAGCCUUGGAGCUCCAGCACGCCCUGGGGGCCAUAGGCCCUGUCCUGCUACUGACCAGUGAGAACAUCAGAUAGUGCUUUGGCUCUGCUGUUCUGGACAGUAUCCACGCGCACCGGCUAUCCCGUUGGCUGGGGCAGCAGGAGGACAUCCACCGAGGUGUGCGCUACCAAGCAGACAGCACCCUUACCCCGUGGGCCCAGCGUUGCGUCUGGCAGGCUGACGGCACCCUCCUCGUGGGCCUGGGCCAGCAGGCUGACGGCACCCUCCUCCUGGAGCGGACGCUGGAGAACACGGCCAUGCGUGCCCAGAGACAGCUGACCCUACUGCACAGGAAGAGGGGCUGUGCCAGCCACGCCAUGGAGCGGCUCAACACGCAGAGCUGGAGCUCUGGCCACCUGCACCUCCGCUGCCCACGCCCUGUCUUCCCCAGGAGGAGCUUGCCCAAGCUGGUGGAGAUGUAGCGUGUCUUCCAGAGGCCUCCAGACCGGCACUUGGGCUUCUCCCGCUUGGCACAGGUGCUGACGGGCAAUGCCAUCACCUUGGUUCUUGGAGGAGGGGGCGCAAGAGGCUGUGCCCAAGUGGGCGUUCUCAGGGCCCUGGCAGAAUGUGGCAUCCCUGUGGACAUGGUUGGAGGGACCUCUGUUGGGGCCUUCAUGGGCACCCUGUAUUCUGAGGAGCAGAUGUAGGUCUGGGCCAAGCAGUGGGCAGCGAGCAUGACAUUGAUGAUGAAGACCGUGCUGGACCUGCCCUACCCAAUCACGUCUGUGUUCUCUGGGGCUGGCUUCAACAGCAGCAGCUGCAGCAUCUUCUGGAACCAGCAGAUCGAGGUGCACUGCCCAGAGAUAUGUGGCCAGGUCUAUGUGAGCAGCCGGGACAAGACAAACCUUACAAAUUACGGUGAUGCCCUGUCCGGGUAGUGGCUGCUUUGGAAAUGGUGGAACCCUUUGGCCACAAAAGUCAAGGUAAAGGGUACCAGAUGCGCUGCAGUGGCCUCCCUGGGCUAUGUGUGCUGCGUCCGGCAGCUAGAGAUGGUGAAGAAUAGCAGCUACGGUGAGUACCUGCGCCCCCUGUCGACGGUGCAGCGCCCUGGACUUUGUCAGGUCUGAGAUCUGUGUGAGUUGGGGUACCAGCAUGGACCAAUGGUGUUUGACAUCUGGGUUCGGAAUGGUGUGCUAGAGAAGAUGCUUCAAGACCAGCAGGGGACAAGCAAGAGGAAGGCCUGCGCGGUCCUCACCUGCCCCAAUGCCUCCUUCACGGACCUUGCUGAGACUGGGUCACGCAUUGAGCCAGCCAAGGCAGCUGCCAUGGUUGGUGAAGUCUGACUUCCAGACUGAGCGCGAGGAGCAGGUGCCAGGUGUCCCCCAG